AUGGAUGAACCCAACGAUAGCAAAAUGCAUCUUGCAUCAUCAACCACUGGUGAAGGCCACCCUGGAAGUGUGGCACAGAACGGCCUUGCAGAUGGGCCUCUCAUCCUUCCCUUCCCCCUCUACCCAAUCACGGACAAUCCUGAAUUAACUCCACAGGCAUUCACGUGCCUGACACCACUGACACACAUCCAAGUUAGACACAUGAUGAAGAGCGGUAAAAUCAAACCCUUCAGUGACUCCCUGGACGGCCCACACCUUAUCUUCCUACACGGACUGAAAUACAAACAAAUCCAACAGUUCCUGAACAGUAUUCCACAGAAACCCAACCUCAUUGACCUAAUUUGA
Pelobates cultripes (western spadefoot toad) is the source of this 345-nucleotide messenger RNA. The record is from the annotation of a GenBank genome assembly. Lineage: Eukaryota; Metazoa; Chordata; Amphibia; Anura; Pelobatidae.